Cavenderia fasciculata is the source of this 789-nucleotide messenger RNA. RefSeq lists its product as uncharacterized. The record is from RefSeq and is a predicted model, not a curated record. Bases 1 to 789 code for a protein of 262 amino acids. The transcript is spliced from 3 exons. NCBI's taxonomy places the organism in Eukaryota, Evosea, Eumycetozoa, Acytosteliales, Cavenderiaceae.
AUGAGUAAUACAAAAGAUACAAUCAUUCAACGAAUAAUGGAUACACAAAAUAGACGAUUGGAAUUGAAAAGUAAAAUGGUUGAUAAUAAUCCUUUAUUCGAUUAUAAUAAGGGACAACUAGAAUAUUCAUUACCAUGGCCAAUCAUUGGUAGAAUAUUGGAUCUGGCUUGGACAGAAUCAACUAUUUGUACGUGUUACUAUAUUGAUCAAUUUGUCAAUACUUUAAAAGUUGAAGAACUAGAUGAACCUGAAUACGUAUCUAAAAGAGUACAUCAAUUCCUAUCGUCAAAGAAUUGUACAAACCUUGUAUUCAACCCCGAUACAAAGGCUUGGGAACACUUGACCAACCAAUACUGUCCAAUCAAAGCACCCAAGUCUGUCACCUUGUUGAAUACACUAUAUAGUCUACCUCCAGGUACAGCAACGUGUACUUUCAGUUCGGUCGAGAAGCUCAAGCUUGACAACUACUAUAGUCUCAAUGCACACAAUGUCAAAGAAUUUCCUAAAUUCUUUAAGAAUAUCAAAUCGUUGACAACAACCAAUUAUGGAGGUUUCAUAUUGGAUUUCAAGUAUCUCACAUCGCUCAACUCAAUUCAAAAAAAUUUUGCAGCGUGUGUAAAGAAAGAAUUAAAAAGAAGACUUAAAAAUGAUUUAAUUGUGAUUUGUCAAUCAUUGGAUAUAGAAUCAUCAAAUAGAACAAAAGAUUCAAUGAUCAACCAAAUAAUCAAUGUACAAAAUAGACUUAAAAUGGUUGAUGAUAACCCUUUAUUCGAUUACAACAAGGGUUAA